Adineta steineri is the source of this 1113-nucleotide messenger RNA. The record is from the annotation of a GenBank genome assembly. Lineage: Eukaryota; Metazoa; Rotifera; Eurotatoria; Adinetida; Adinetidae.
AUGAAUAUUUCUCAAUCAUCUCAAAUAUUUAUUAAACAAGAACAUCUUGAAGAAAUAAGUCAUUAUAUAUAUAUGAUCAUUUAUCCUAUUGUAUUUUUUCUUGGUAUUGUUGGAAAUCUAAUUUCAUCAUUACUUUUUUCUAUAACAAAACUUAAUCGUACAUCAUGUGGUAUCUAUUUUCUUAUACUUGCUAUAGCAGAUUCAUUGGCAUUAAUUGGUGGUCUUCAUCAUUGUUUAACAAUUGGUUAUCAUGUUGCAGUAAAAAAUGCUUCUUAUUGUCAUGUUCGAAAUUUUCUUCUAUAUACAUCGAUGGAUAUGGCUUCAUGGAUGGUUGUAGCGAUAUCAGUUGAUCGUUAUCUUAAAAUGAAAUUUCCAAUUAAAGCACGAAUGUAUGCAACACAAAAAUUAGCAAUUAUUAUAUCAUGUAUAAUAACAGUUAUUUUUAUUGCAAAAAAUGUUCAUUUAGCAACAAGUUUUAUUGGAGAUUUUUCCGAUGAUGCAGCUGAUCAUUGUGAUCCAAAUCCUGAUUAUCCAUCAUAUAUGUCAUUUUUUAAAAAUAUAUGGCCAUGGAUUGAUUUAACAACAUUUGCUCUGUUACCAUUUAUUAUUGUUACUUUAUGUAAUAUAUUCAUAAUUCGUGACCAAUAUAAACGACGUGUAAAACUACGUAAACGUAAUCUUGAUCAUACAUUAAUAAAAUUACUUUUAGUUAGUUCAGUUUCAUUAAUUCUUUCUAAUCUUCCAAUAACAAUUUUAGCUGUAAUUUAUCCUUAUAUUUCACAAUCAUAUGAUACAAAUGAUACAUACGAUAAAGUUGCAUUUGCAUUUGAUAUUUUACGAUUACCAUCCUAUGGUUCAUUAGCAUUUAAUUUUUAUUUAUAUUAUUAUACAUCAGUUGUUUUUCGACAACAAGCAGUUCUUCUAUUUAAACGUAUAUUUCGAAUUCAAACUGCAACAAGUAAUAAUAAUGAUAUUGAACUAACAAAUCGAACAUAUUCAGAUCAACAACGUUAUGAAACUCGACUUUAUUCAAUUGAAGAAUCGGAUCAAUAUCAACCAACAUCAGAUCAACUAUGGAAUACUAACAGUGUCAUUUCGAAUUUUUAUCGUUAA